This is a messenger RNA of Lymnaea stagnalis (great pond snail), 12221 nucleotides long. NCBI's taxonomy places the organism in Eukaryota, Metazoa, Mollusca, Gastropoda, Lymnaeidae. The record is from the annotation of a GenBank genome assembly.
CGUGGCACAGGUGGAUUGUGAGCAGCAGUUGGAAAAGUGGUUGCAUUUUCUUGUGUCGCCGAUUCAAGAUUCUAGAUUAAAAAGAUUGCCCGGAUUUAUCAUAGUCGUUGGAUCUUUUAGAGAUUAUAGUUAUAAGGACAAGAUAGAUACGGUGAUGAGACAAGAUAGGUACUGUCAUGGGACAAGAUAGAUACUGCGAUAGGACAAGAUAGAUGCUGUGAUAGGACCAAUAUAUAUUACAGCGAUAACACCAUACAAAUUAUACAGUAGUAGCAGCUGGACCACGGCUUAGCAAGCCUACCGAAUCGCGUAGGCCUAUACUCAUAGCGUUGGCCCACUGGCCAAUUAGUGGACCCUCGUAGCAAGCCAACCAUGACCCCUGGACAACCAGAGCACAACCCCUACUGACGAUGUGUGGGUAGAUUUCAUUUGCUUGUUGUUUGUUGUUUUUUUGUUGGUUUUUUUGUUUUGUUUUUUUUUACUUUAUAGUGUAGUUAACUGAAGGUAGCGGCAUACAUUUUCAACAUAUUUGUGUUCCAAAUAUCCAGCCAAAUAGUGUUAACGUGUCUUUCUAUUGUUUCACUAAGAUGCCUGCCGUGUGUGGUAGGAGCACAUCACGAACUAUCUAAAGCAUUAUGAAGACUCGGGAAUGAUAUUUCAGUGAUCGUAUCUAUUAUGAUUGCGUCGUUGCUAAUAUAAACGUAGUAUUGCUAUUAUAAAGCUAUUGUUGCUGUUAUAAAGCUACUGUUGAUGUUAUAAAGCUAUUGUUGCUAAUACAAACAUAAUGUUGCUAUUACAAACCUAUUGAUGCUGUUAUAAACCUAUUGUUGCUGUUAUAAACCUAUUGUUGCUGUUAUAAACCUAUUGUUGCUGUUAUAAACCUAUUGCUGCUGUUACAAAACUAUUGCUGCUGUUAUAAACCUAUUGCUGCUGUUAUAAACCUAUUGUUGCUAUUACAAACCUAUUGCUGCUGUUAUAAACAUAUUGCUGCUGUUAUAAGCCUAUUGUUGCUGUUUUAAACCUAUUGUUGCUGUUAUAAACCUAUUGUUGCUAUUAUAAACCUAUUGUUGCUAAUACAAUCCUAGUGUUGCUAAUAGAAACCUGUUGUUGCUAAUACACACCUACUGUGCUUAAUAAAAACAUAUAGUUUCCAAUGCAAACCUAGUGUUGCUAAUACAAACCUAUCGUUGUUAUUAUAAACCUAUUGUUACUUAUACAAACCUGUUUUUGCUAAUAUAAACCUAUUGUUGCUAACGUAGUUUUGCUAAUAUAAACCUAUUGUUGCUAACAUAUUGUUUCUAAUAGAAACCUAUUGUUGCUAAUACAAACAUGUUGUUGCUAAUAGAAACCUAUUGUUGCUAACGUAUUGUUGCUAAGAGAAACCUAUUGUUGCUAAGAGUAACCUAUUGUCGCUAAUAGAAACGUUUUGACACAUCGGUAUGCACGAAGUCAUUUUUAGCGAAGUACAAUUUUCAUCAGAACACUAAAAACCAAUUGAUAAGGCAGACGAAACAUGUGUUUUACAUUGGGUAAUUGUAGGGCGUAAUACCACUACGUUCAUACAUUGUAUUCCAAUGAACUUGUAGAGUGCCGAGGUAAGGUAUUGAAUCAAAGCUACACUCAACGACACUGUCUGAUUAGUUCGGGAAAUUGGGAACACCAGUCAACGGAAAACUUGACCCAAAAAAAUGCAACACAAAGCAAAGAAUGUGUCGGCUAAAAGCCUCCUUCGGAAACUAAUCAAAAUAAAUGCUUAAAAUAAAAAUCAAAUCAACUUACGAUAAUUGAAAGCCAUUGAUCGGUUUGUAAUUUUCAUCUCUCCGACAAGACUCCGCCGACUACCGACUACCCGCUCCGGAAGAAAAGUACAUUUAAUUUUUCCUGAUUUAAUUGUUUGCCGAAGAAUACAUCUUGUCGACUCGGCUAUUGAUUUAACGUGUCUUUUAUCAAGUUUCCCCUUCACGUGUGUUAUUUAUAUCGUGACGGCAGCCCCCCCUGCCAUAGGUUUUUCCCGAAAAACCCACCAAAAAAAAAAAAAAAAAAAAAAUAAGGUAAAGAGAAAGACAAUGUUCAGAUUGGUUGCCAUUGUUUGUUGAACUUUGGCAUUUUUUUAUUUUUUUUUUACCAAUUUUUUUUUUUUAAUGUGUUUUAUUUUCUUUUAACAUGAUUGGAUUAAUCAAUAUUUGGAUUAGUCAUCGCGGCCAUGGGUUUUGGGGUCGGGAUUUGUUGGUGGGAGGGAGGGGGGAGAGAGGGGUUGUGGUGGUUUGGGGUGCUUAGUCACCUCUGAAGGGACUUAAAUUCAAGAGAAGCCAUCGGAAAGAUACGGACGGUAAGAUGGCUGCUUCAGUCUUUAAAUAAAUGUUGACAAAAUACACACACACACACACACACUAAAACAUGUUUCUCAAUGAAGUCUUUUAAUUAACCUUAUAUUAUUGAAAUGUCUUCAAUAUUUAUUUUUUCUUUUGUAAAAAUCAUUUCAAAAUGUCAACAUUUGUGUGUGUGGUAAAAUCACUUUAAAAUCUCACUUCAAAUGAAUCUCAAUCAAUGUUCCCAUAUUUCACGAACAAUGAAAUGUUAAGUUUGGUGGAUGAAAUGAGUUCGAGGGUUUUCUUUCGUACAGGUGAAGAUACCAAGCGCUCUACUUCUGUUCACGUGAUUGAUAUGUUACGUUACAAAACAGAACCAAUGGGUCAUCCUGCAACCUCGACCUCGCCGAGUCGACUGAUGGGCAUCAUGUGGAUGACCUUGUUCGUUCUGGUAGAAUUUACAGGUAGGUUAGUACUGUUUGAGGCAGGCUGUCACAGCUGUGUCUAAAUUCUGUAGCUCUUACGAAUUGAUCGGUAGAAUUUACAGGUAGGUUAGUACUGUCUGAGGCAGGCUGUCACAGCUGUGUCUAAAUUCUGUAGCACUUAUGAAUUGAUUGGUAGAAUUUACAGGUAGGUUACUGUUGUCUGAGGCAGGCUGUCACAGCUGUGUCUAAUUCUGUAGCACUUACGAAUUGAUUCGUAGAAUUUACAGGUAGGUUAGUGUUGUCUGAGGCAGGCUGUCACAGCUGUGUCUAAAUUCUGUAGCACUUACGACUUGUUUGACCAAGUUUCGCCCCCCCCCCUUUUUUUUUCACAAGUAACUUGUGACUCAAAAAAUAGAUACUAAUAAAAUAAUGUGUGACUUAUAAAAUAAAUGAAAGAUUGAUGCAUUUUUUUUUAUAAAUAUCUAAACCUUUUAAAGUUAAUGAAUCCUCUUGUCUUAUAAUCAAUAUUCUUGGCACCCCCCCCCCGUGGAGUAGCUAGCGGUGGUGCCACCCGCGACAAGAUUUUUUACAAGAUCCUUCAACGAAAAAAAAAAUACAUUUGGUCGAUAAUGCCGCCCCAACUUAUAAAGAAAAAGUUACGCCCCGGGUGGAUAGUCCCCAUGCACCCCUUCUUGUGCUACACCCCCCCCCCCUUUUUAAAUGUCACUUAACCCCCCCCCCCCCCCCCCCCCNGUUGAGGUCUGUGGCACAUUAAGCAUUUGGCAUUUGUGCCAUGCAAAAAUGACUUCAAAAAAAUACAAAUGAAGUUUAAAAUGUUCGGAGUUUGAAUUUUGUAUUUUGCGGUUGUCUAAAAUGCUCUUGUGUGUCUAAAAAAAAAAAAAAAAAAAAGUCAAAAUAAUUUUUGUUGGAAGUAAUCAUAAAUCGAAGCGAUAGAAUGGUCAUUCAUAAAUUACAGAAUGGUCAACAUAGUAGGAUUUAAGCGAUGCAUUUAUUUUGUGAAGAUUCACGUCGCCUUUCAGCAUUUAGACUAUGCACAAUUCUAGAUCAGCAAUAGUUCGCUAGCACUACUUUGUCUGCUCCAUCACUUUGUUUAAUUUCAUUUUAGAAAUAGUUUUGUUACACAUAUGAGAUAAUGUUUUAAAGCAGAAAAAAAAGUUGUGCUUUUAAUUUGUAAAGCAGCAGAAUUUUUUUGAAAAAAACGUGGGUUUUUUGUUUUUUUUUUCGUUCUUUUUUUCCUUAUGUUUUAUUUUAGGCAGGCACUAUAUGUAUUAUAAAUUAUUUAAUAAUAUAAUCCUGUAAGUUAAUCAUAAAUACACGCUAGUUAAUCAUAUUAUCAUGUACGUUAAUAAUAUAAUUUUGUAAGUUAUUCAUUUAUCAUGUAAGUUAAUAAUAUAAUACUGUAAGUUAAUCAUUUAAAUUAAAAAUACAAAUCCUGUAAGUUAUCAUAUAAUCAUGUACGCUAAUCAUAUAAUCAUGUAGGUUAAUCAUAUAAUCAUGUGAGCUAAUAAUAUAAUACUGUAAGUUUAUCAAUAAAUCAUGUAAUUUAAAAAUAUAAUCCUGUAAGUUAAUCAUAAAAUCAUGUAAGUUAAAAAUAUAUUCCUGUUAGUUAAUCAUAUAAUUCUGUAAGUUAAAUCAUAUAAUCCUGUAAGUUAAAUCAUAUAAUCCUGUAAGUAAAUCCUAUAAUCCUGCAAGUUAAUCAUAUGAUCCUUUAAGUUAAUCAUACUUUACAUUUUAUGGGUUGAAACUGUUGUACACGUUACACACGUUGGUUGAAGGUUUAACAUAUUGUUUUGGUGUGGUAGGCAGGCGGCAAUGAGAAACGGUUUUAUGGUAGUAUUGGUAGGCAAGAGGUUACAAAUUAUGCCUUUAAAUAUAUGUUACAGGAAUUCUGGGAAAUAUCAAUAUUGAUUGACUAAGGUCGAUACCACUAUUUUAGUACAGGCAACCGAAGCCAUUUCGUAUCAAUACAUCAAUUUAAUCAAGUGCAUGUGGGGCGCACGUCAGGGAAGGGAGUCCGGCCUGCAUGUACUUGACUCUUUCCCACGUUAUAGUUUACUGACUGGAUGUGUGCCAUGCUGACUUGAUGUGUGCCAUGCUGACUUGAUGUGUGCCAUGCUGACUUGAUGUGUCAUACGGCAAUCAUGUAUGCCAUACUAAAAGAGCCCGUUUCAUUCUGAACUCGUACAUGUUACAAUGACCUCGUGAGUGCAAGACGACCUUAAAUGUGUCCUACUGAUCAGGGGCGUCUACACGCGUGAGAAAAGAAGCAGCGGCUGCGAGAGGAGGGGGGGAUAUAAUCCUUCCAAUCUGAGUUAGGGGUUAUAAUCAUUCAAAUUUGAGUUGGGUGGUAUAAUCCUUCCAAUUUGAAUUUGGGGAUAUAAUCCGUCCAAUUUGAGUUAGGAGAAGGGGUAUAACCCUGUCUCCUGUUGGAUUUAUCCAUGCAAAAGAAAAAAUAAUAAUAAGGAAACGGAACAAAUUUCAUAAUUUUUAAAUUUAAUUAUUUAUUUUUUUUCAUAUAAGGGGAUAUUAUUAGGAGAAAAAAAUAUGGCUUAGGAACUGAAAUGAACUCCUCUUAGAAAUGUACAGGGGGUUGAGGAAAACCUAAAAAGGGGAUAACAUGAAAGUGGAUGUUUCAGCUAAGAAGAUGUUUGGCAGCAACAGCACAGAGACAUACCACUUAGGGUGUUUAUGGCAGAAGCAUAUGGGCAGCAUCAAUACAGAGACAAACAACUUAGGGUGUUGAUGGCAGAAUCAUAUGGGCAGCAUCAAUACAGAGAUUAACAACUUAGGGUGUUGAUGGCAGAAUCAUAUGGGCAGCAUCAAUACAGAGCAGACAACUUAGGAUGUUGAUGGCAGAAUCAUAUGGGCAGCAUCAAUACAGAGACAUACCACUUAGGGUGUUUAUGGCAGAAGCAUAUGGGCAGCAUCAAUACAGAGCAGACAACUUAGGAUGUUGAUGGCAGAAUCAUAUGGGCAGCAUCAAUACAGAGCAGACAACUUAGGAUGUUGAUGGCAGAAUCAUAUGGGCUGCAUCAAUACAGAGCAGACAACUUAGGAUGUUGGUGGCAGAAUCAUAUGGGCAGCAUCAAUACAGAGCAGACAACUUAGGAUGUUGAUGGCAGAAUCAUAUGGGCAGCAUCAAUACAGAGCAGACAACUUAGGGUGUUGAUGGCAGAUUCAUAUUGCCCUCUGGUGUGAAGUAAAACGACAACAGUUUGCAGAUUGACAAACAAACCUUCGGUAGAUGUUAGUUUUAGGGCCUUGCUGGUGAGUCCCAGUAUUUUGUUCAGGCAUCCCUCCGGAGAAAGUCACUUUCCCUCUUCCCCCCCCCCCACCUCUUUUUUGAGAAAAAUGUGUAAAACAAGAAGAUGAAAAUAUAUUUUAUAAAAAAGGUCCAAAUUCUCAUGUAAAUGACACUUUUAACAAGAAAAGUAACAGUUACCUUCAACUGAUUGCAAUUAGUGGAACCUGUUAAAAUAUCGUUGCGCUCGAUAUAUUGGAUGAUCCGUUUAUGUAAGGCGUAUGUUAUUAGAGCCAUACCGUAUUCGAUUAUUAAUAUCGUGCUGUUUUCUAAAACUGACCAAUUCUGAUAAUAAGCCGAAUCUUACUUCCCGUGGUUCGUUUAUUUCGACAUUUUUGUAUUUAUUUUUAUUUUUUGCGACUUCAAAUGAAGACUUUAUUACCACUGUAUUAAACUACCUUAACAUUAAUAAUAAGUUCUGUAAUUGAAAUAUAGUUCUUACAAAGUAUGAAACACAUACAAUCUGUUUUCAAAUUAUACUUCAUCCUAUAAGCAUGACUUUUAAAGUAGGGACAGAUGAUAAUGUGAAAUAUAAUUUGUAUGGUGGCAUUGUGCUUAAAGAGUAUAUCAUUAACAUAAUAUAAAUGUAUGUUGGGCUAAAAAAAAAUUUAAAAAUUAAACUUUGACAAAAAUGCACACUUUAACGGGCGGUUACAAACCAGGCACAUUUCAACAGUUAUUAAUUAAAUCGAACUCGUUUUAUCGUUAAUUGUUCUACCUUUGUAACACAGAUUCCUGAAUGACAGAGUUGGUGGUUUUUUUGUUUUUUUUUUGUUUUUUUUUAAAAAUUACUUAGGCUAUAUUUAUUCAGUUCCCAACUGCAUUUCUUUUUUAAAUAUCAGAAUAGACCAUCUGUCCCACCUAUUGGCACGAAUUGGUUAUAUAUUUAAUUUAUUUACAUUGCAACUUGUAGAAAGCUUUAAAAAAAAGCAAUGUAUCUGUGAAUUACCAUUUCGAUUAUUAGGGUAGUAGGUCAAGCAACAACAAAAUUUUCUAAUGGUCAAUUUAAAAGUAAAAUGUAUGAAUUUGGUAGUAGACAAAAAUAUGUAAAGUACAUUCGAAGAGGCAAUUUGUAAUUUAUCUGAAGAAAGUUUACAGUAAUAUGAAAAAAAAUAAAAUCGAUCAACUGAAUAUUGGGAAAUUAGUAUUUAAUUUUUAAACGAUUUCCCUCAGUUAAAAUCUGACAUGAAUAAAUAUAUGUCUUUUGUAGACACCCCAUGUCUUCUUGACAUAAUUAUGCGGUUCAUAUUCGAUUUAUACAAAUGAAAUAUUUAUUUUUAAAAAUACAUAAAAAAUAUAUAGUCCUUUCUACAAUUUUCUUUCCCUUCACUCUAGUAAAACCUUGAAAUAUUUAGAAAAGGUAAUUAUUAUAAGUAUGUUGUUGGGUUUCUCUAUUAAACCAUUUGCGUUCACCGUGUAAAGUGACGUCACCAGUGCUUUUUGAGACGGAAACCUCUUUGAAAAGGAAUUUUAUUAUUUUUUUAAAUUUAUUUUUUAAUUAAGUAGUUUAGCCCAAAAAAUAUAUUAUUUUUUAAAAUAAUUGCUUUUUAAUGAUCUAUAUAUAUAUAUAUAUAUAUAUAUAUAAUACGCCAGAAAAAACUAGGGCAAGAAGACGAUGACGCAGGGUAUAUAUAGAUACGCCAGAGCAAGCAAGACGCAGGCAAACCCUCCCUUACCUUGCCUGUCCAUCGUUGGUCUCGAGACAUGUGCACUGCGGUGGAGCUAGCGCCCCUCACCCUCCUGCACCACCCUCACUUGCCAGCCAUGCGCACACCCCAACAAGCUCGCGGCGUAUGCUAAGCCGCGGGUCGGCUAUUUGUAUAUAGUUCAUGGGCGUGAAAUAAAAAGUGUGUAAUGACGUAUCAUGAAAAAGUGGGGGGGGGGAGGGGGUGGAAAGGGUGUAGCAAAAUUGGCAUUCUUAAAUGUGCGUAACUUGAGUUCACCUUUUUGUCAAGUAACUUUAGUAGAUGGGAAGUUCACGCAACGUCAUGAUUAUGUCUCUUUUGAUAAUAUUUUUAUGUACAACGUGGUGAGCCAUGCCCUAGGCUGGGAUACCGCGCUAUAAAAGACCACUAAUUUUUAUUAUUAUUAUUAUUAUUAUUAUUAUUAUUAUUAUUAUUGCUGUGGCCAAUGUUUGGCGGGCCAUAUCUAGUAACACUACAUUCGUAUAACACAACCAGGUCAAGCCGAGCCGUCGCUGGGCGUUUUGCGGGCCCCCUUGCAAUUUUUAGGACAGGACGUUGGUGAAUCUAAGCUUGCGGGCAAAUGAUUACGCCCAAAAGCUGGAGGGAAUCCAUUUUACGUACGGCCAUCGGUGCCCAUAAUCCCUCUCCCGGAAGCUUUAAAAAUUCUCCCCCCUCCCCCCUUGUCUGAUAGCCUUGUAGAAACACUGAAUUCGGGAAUUUUAGUUUUCGCGGCUCCUGGAACACAUGUUUACAUAAUUUCAAGUGCAGUUACAGGGCAUUUUACAUUGUGCGUUGUUGAACUCAGAAUUACAUGGUGAUAAGAGCUCAUUCUUACAGACUAGUUCUAAAGCCCGCCAGACAAUGGCGGCCGCCGUGCGUGAACUUCCCGUCUGCUAAGGCUACUCGAACAAAAUUAUGCAUUUAAAUAACGAACUUCAGAAGAAUCCCAAAUGGUGCUACCGCUACCUCCUCCCCCCCCCCCCCACCCCCCCCCCCCGGGCCAACCCCCCGCUGAUAUAUAUUACUAUUCAAAUGUCCAUUCAACAUAUUUAAAUUGGAGGAUUUCACUAAAGCAAAAGAAAAGAUUGCGCACGUGCGGCAUUUUAAAGAAUGGCAUUUAACCAUGUUAUAGAAAAUUUAAUUUUGCGCUCUAUUGACCUCACCAUUAAACACUACACUUUCUUUCACACCAACAAAAGUAUAUGCAAAAAGAUGUGUACUCGAAAAUGCAUUCAUUUUAUUUACAACUGUAUAAACAUUGUCGGAACUAAAACUUUUACCAGCAAUUUAUAACGUCAGGUACCAAUCAGUCGUGUCAUGACAGCGCCAAGUGUCAUUAUGCAUGUGUCAUUAAUCAUGCCACAUUUUUGUGUGUCAAUAAUAAUCUUGUCAUGAUUACGUGUCAUAAUCCCGUGCCAAUAAUCAUACCGGGAUUCCGUUUAAUCACUCAACUCUGUCAGAUUUCAUUUUACUCAAUCACGUGGUUACUUCCAAUCAUAAAUCGUGAAACUGUUCCGUGACAUUAAUCAUGUCAUGAUUGCGGUUUCAUUAAUCAUUCCAUUAAUCCCGGGACAUUGUUCUAAUUAAACACAAAAAAAAUUCCGAGACCUCACAUCCCGGACAACGUCAAUGGACUGACGCCGGCUGCGGUAGGAACCAGUGUGAAAAACAACUACUAACACAACAAUCAGAUUAUUGAUUAUUUCUGUUCAUUGACCUCGACUCGUUGUGCCUGGGUCGGGGUGCCAGAACACCCCAACGGGGCGUGAGGAGGUGGGGGGAGUGGCUGGAUUUAAUACACAAGCUUAAUGGCGUUUGAUGUUUUGUGAUUGGAAUGUUUUUGGUGGCUGGUUGUGACGUCAGGGCAGGUGUGGUGGGGGGGGGGGNUUACAGGGGAGGGUUGAUGUCGUAUAUUACAGGGGAGGGUUGAUAUCGUAUGUUACAGGGGGAGGGUUGAUAUCGUAUGUUACAGGGGAGGGUUGAUAUCGUAUGUUACAGGGGAGGGUUGAUGUCGUAUAUUACAGGGGAGGGUUGAUAUCGUAUGUUACAUGGGGAGGGUUGAUAUCGUAUGUUACAGGGGAGGGUUGAUAUCGUAUGUUACAGGGGAGUUGUUGAUAUCGUAUGUUACAGGGGAGGGUUGAUAUCGUAUGUUACAGGGGAGGGUUAACAUGGUGGGCCAAGGAUAGUUGCCUUGUCUUUAAACAUAAUUAAUUUAUUUUUAGAGUUGCAGUUACCUUGUACCCCUAGUCACUAGUAGUAGGACCUAGUAGAAUGGACCUUGUAGUAGGAUCUUGUAGUAGGAACUUGUAGAACUUUGUAGUAGACCUUGUAGUAGGAUCUUGUAGAGGGAUCUUGUAGAAGGACCUUGUCAAAGGACAUUUUAAUAGGACUUUGUAGCAGGAACUUGUAGUAGGAUCUUGUAAUAGGACCUUGUAGCAGGAACUUGUAGUAGAACCUUGUAGAAAAACCUAGGUAAAUAUUGCUUGCUAAUUACAUCAGAAAUUCUGUGAUGGAUUGGUUGAUGUUUUCGUUGGAAAAGAAUGAUUGCCUAGAAUGAUGGCCUUGAACGAUUGCCUUGACGGGAGAUAAUUUCUUAACCCAUUCCUGUCUCUUUAUUGUUGCAGGUUCGGCCGACGGGACCACAACACAAUCAACAGAUGCCAAGGCAAAGGUAAGAUGCCGGCUCGAAGUGAUUGGUUUAAACCUGUAUGAUGUUUUAUUUAGGGCCUAAUCAAUUGGUCCUCAACCCCCCCCCCCACACACACCCACCGACACCCACGCACACACGUUUUGCGGAGCUGGUGUAAAGGGGGGGGGGGGGGGGCGUACAGCGGGAAGAUAACAGGAGGGGGGGAUAAAAAGAAAAAAUGGGGGGAUUGGUUUAAACCUGUAUGAUGUUUUAUUUAGGGCCCAAUCAAUUGGGCCUCAACCCCCCCCCCCCACACACACCCCCCGACACCCACGCACACACGUUUUGCGGAGCUGGUGUAAAGGGGGGGGGGGGUGAGCGUACAGCGUGAAGAUAACAUGAGAGUGGGAUAAAAAGAAAAUAUGUGGGGGGAAAAAAAUGAAAUUAAGUCUCUUUGAAGGUGAUUUUGUGGCGGAAGAGAACAUAAUGAAUCCGGUAUUAAAACACAUAUGUUAAAUAAAAUUGGAGACUUUGUGCUUGACUGUUAAAGUGAAGUCUGGAUAAAAGAGAUAUGAUGGAGCCUAACUCAGUGUUAGUCAUCAUCCUAUUAUUCCGCAAUGUGAAAUUGAUGUGUGCGGACAAUCCGCGACUCUGGGCAAAUGUCCUGAGCUUCCGAUGACGCCAUUGAUAAAACCGAUUAAUGAAAUGAGGUUGUAAACCUCAGAUCGCGGAUACAGGGAGACACUAGCGGUCAUUUUAUAAUACAGAAUGGCCAUCAGGCAAUCCGACCUGAAGGUAAAAAUAUUGCCGCGUCUAACGAGGUUAAAUACCAAAGAAAGGAAGACAUUAAAAUGCAGUUUUUAAACUGUACUAACGAGGAUCAGACCUGUCGCAUGUGAGGACCUCCCUGUUUUUUUUCAAUUAGCGAUAAUUGAUCACUGCAAGCGUUAAGGUUGUAGGUUUUUCUUUUAUUAAUGUUGGAAUGACUAAAUACCAACUUUGUUGAGUUCGUCUUUUCUAUAAAUUAAGGAAAUGGCUCAUUUGGGUUAAGGGAGAGGGGGGGGGGGACACGAAAGUGCAUCCCAAUGGGAUCAAAUUUCAAUGCAUGAAUUGAGCCAUGCGACAUAGACAUACCCGAAAUGUGCGUUUACCUAUUUUUGCACUGAAUCUCCGUGUGGCGUUAUUUCCAUGUGGUCAUCGUUUUGUCUGAUGAGAGGAACGGUAAGGUGGGUUCUAUUCAAUGGUGCGCAUUUAUAUUUUCACGAUGCCCCCCUCAACACCCUUUGCAACGUGGCUUAUGUCGUAAAAAUGAGUGUCUCGUCGUGGCACGAAAGGGCGGGUCGCUUGUGACGAAACAUUGAUUUUCUUUCCUCUCAUCUCCAGAGCGACGACUCGUCGGGGAUGUUGAAAGGCAUGGCCGCGGGGUUCGGCGGCUUCGUCGCCAUCAUCGUCCUCAUCUGCGUCCUUUGGUGCUGCUGCUGCGGUCAGGAUGACUCGAACGGUCGCUGCUGCUGCAAGGACAAGGACAAGGACAAGUCGAACCAGGGACCGCCCAAACCGCGGUCCGCGGACAGGGCGAAAGUGGCUCCCUCCCCUCCCCAGUCAGCCAACAGCUGGUCCAGGGCCAGGUAGACGCCAGCGGGUGACCCCCCCCCCUCAGCUGUUAUAAGGUCAAGAUGAUACCUUCUUGACUCCAAAGCAGAAAUGCAGUACUUGAACCUCUCGGACCUUAUCGUCAGCAUUCAAAGGACAAUGUUGCUUUGGAUAGCGUCAACUUUUAAGGACUAAAAAUAUUUUGAACAGAAUUUAGAUGACACAUUUCAAAACGGACCACCGAUGAUUGAAAAUUCA